AUGUAUCUCCACUCGCAGCUACAAACUACUUGGACUAGUAUCACAACCAGAUACAGGCCUGGUUUCAUCGAACUUGUGGCGAAUGUUCUGAUUCAAAUCUUCGGAUUCAUCAUACCAGCAACUGUUUACAUGCUUAUCGAUGUUGCUUUCCCGAAGUUCUCGCAGCGCCACAAGAUACAAGGCGCUCGCCGACAGCCGACUCGCCAACAAAUUCUGCAUUGCAUCAGGAUUUCCCUUUUCAACCACGCUCUAUCAUUGGCCAUCCACGGCAUGAUGCUCUACAUAGUGGGCUUUGAUAAUUCACUUAUGAAUUUGGACGCAACCAUACCCUCUCUGAAGACCUUUGUCGGGGAUUUCUUCUUUGCGCUACUGGCGCGAGAGGUCUUAUUCUACUAUGUCCAUCGCGCCUUUCAUCAUCCCAGCAUAUAUGCCUAUAUUCAUAAGAUGCACCACAAAUACAUCACACCAGUGGCAUUCGCAGCCGAGUAUGCUCAUCCGAUUGAGCAUAUUCUGGCUAAUGUCUUGCCAAUUACACUGCCUCUGUAUCUAAAAGGCGCGCAUGGCCUCUCCAUUAUGGCUUUUGUCACCUUCGAGCUCUGGGAGGCCGCGGCUGACCACAGUGGGUAUGACUUUUUGAAACUUCCACCUGCUGAGUUGCAUGAUCUACAUCACGAGAAGUUUCGUGUCAACUAUGGGACUAUCGGCUUGAUGGACUGGAUUCACGGAACUGAUACUGUGGGGUGGGACCGGCCGAAGGGAGGGAAGGUAAAAAGAGCGAAUGAAUGA
Penicillium cataractarum is the source of this 786-nucleotide messenger RNA. Its product is annotated as sterol desaturase family protein. Gene Ontology annotation, biological process: ergosterol biosynthetic process. Gene Ontology annotation, molecular function: iron ion binding; C-4 methylsterol oxidase activity. The record is from RefSeq and is a predicted model, not a curated record. Bases 1 to 786 code for a protein of 261 amino acids. The transcript has a single exon. Lineage: Eukaryota; Fungi; Ascomycota; Eurotiomycetes; Eurotiales; Aspergillaceae.